GCAAAGCCUCUUGCAGUGAUGGAUUUUUUAAGGGGAAUACUUUUGAUACCGCUGAUCCUUGUAAAUGUCGGGAUUGGAGUAACAAACCAGUUGGAUUCAGGAUUUUACCUGCAUGCCAAGCCGCCGGUGACGACGGAAAACAAUAAUGGGAUGCGGCUGACCGAGGGAGGACAAGUGGGCCCCUGGGUGCUGAGGAUCAUGGAUGGAAAUGAGUUCGCCUGCGGAGCUGCCUACUUCAGUGCUCUUUACGCGUUGACCUCGGCGAACUGCAUGCACAGCCACAGGUCAAAGUUAAAGGCCCUUAGUGUGGAGUUCCUAGACAGCAAGCAGAAUUAUAGGGAGGAUUCCUUCGCCCUCAUCCACACCGUUUUCGUUCCGAAGGAGUGGCGCUUUCCCGAAACAUUAAUGGAUGUGGCUGUGGUUAAAUUGAGCAACCGUCUGCGUGGCAAUUUUCACAAGUUCGUAAAACUCUGGAGCAAGCCUCUGAGUACGAAUAAUUCCAUUUCCGUUGUGGCCUGUGAAUCAGCUGAAAAUGUUCGCAUAGAAGGACUCACCAUGCUAAACCGAAUGGACUGCGAAUCGCAGUACGGCAGUCUUAUCCUGGACCAAACCCUCGUCUGUGCCAAACAAUUCAAAAGGACAUCGGCCUGCAUGUUCAGUCCCGGAUGUCCGGUGACUUCUGGCGAUCAGCUCUGUGGAAUCGUGGCUUGGGGUCCUGCCUGCAAGAAACCCGGAAUGCCAGGUAUCUUCACGGACAUUCAUCAGGUCAGUCGGUUUAUUCAUAGGGCAAUCAGCGGAAAAGGCAGGAGCACUGCUCACCGAAAAUCCAAGCUGGACUCAGACAUCGUUCCCGAAUGGCACGCGGGAUUCUUGUUGAGUCGUUAAACGUUUAUUUAAUAAUAAAAUAUAAUCCAUUUGCUGGGAUUUGAAAAUAUA
Molecule: messenger RNA, 936 nt
Organism: Drosophila rhopaloa
Lineage: Eukaryota; Metazoa; Arthropoda; Insecta; Diptera; Drosophilidae
Product: seminase
Exons: 1
Coding region: 19-885 (288 amino acids)
Biological process (GO): proteolysis
Molecular function (GO): serine-type endopeptidase activity
Source: RefSeq, a predicted model, not a curated record